AUGGCAAAGAAUUGUGCCGAGUGUCAAAAGUAUAAACCUAAGAAUGUGAAGUUGCCACUACUCAGCCGUGACAUCCCUACAUUGCCAUGGCAGACCAUGGGAAUAGACUUGUGCUACCACAAUGACAAAGAAUUUAUUGUUGUGUUAACUUUUUCUUUUUUUUUCGAUGUGAGAGCCCUCGACCGCUCGACUGCGAGCAGAGUCAUCGCGGUCUGCGCAGACAUCUUUGCGGCACACGGCCUGCCAAAGACGCUUUGCAGUGACAAUGGUCCGCCAUUCAGCAGCCAACAGUUCAAGGACUACCUCCGUAAGAUGGCCACCAGGCACGUCAAAUCCAGUCCAUACCAUCCGCGUGCAAACGGGAUUGUGGAACACGCAGUGCAAGAGGCAAAGAAGCUCCUGAGGAAAUAUGCCUAUGGUGGUGACGAAUACUACACCGCAUUACUGGAGUGGCGCAAUACUCCCAGGGAUGAUUAUCUCAAGUGA
Ixodes scapularis (black-legged tick) is the source of this 486-nucleotide messenger RNA. RefSeq lists its product as uncharacterized. Gene Ontology annotation, molecular function: nucleic acid binding. The transcript has a single exon. The record is from RefSeq and is a predicted model, not a curated record. Gene Ontology annotation, biological process: DNA integration. The coding region runs from base 1 to 486 and encodes 161 amino acids. Lineage: Eukaryota; Metazoa; Arthropoda; Arachnida; Ixodida; Ixodidae.